Molecule: messenger RNA, 1137 nt
Organism: Microplitis demolitor
Lineage: Eukaryota; Metazoa; Arthropoda; Insecta; Hymenoptera; Braconidae
Exons: 7
Coding region: 34-981 (315 amino acids)
Biological process (GO): regulation of actin filament polymerization; negative regulation of apoptotic process
Cellular component (GO): sarcoplasmic reticulum; apical plasma membrane; mitochondrion
Source: RefSeq, a predicted model, not a curated record
GAAAAAGCGGCUUUAUAAUUUUUCAAGGAUUAUAUGUCAUUUAUUGUGAUUUUGCUCACUGUUUUGAUCAACACGAGAAUGCCGUUUUUCCGAGAUUUAUUUCAAAAUUUAUUCGGUGGAAACCGAAGAAACGAAUACGAUCGUCAGGGAUUUGAUGAUCGUCAACAGUAUGGCGACAAAUUUCGAAAUCCUAUUUGGCGAAAUGACGAGGAAGAUUCUGAUGACUAUGUCGAUGAAUACAGAGGAUUUAAUCACAAUCCACAUGAAUUUCAUUUCCAAAUUUUCACAAACCCUUUUGAAAUGACAAGAUACUUCGAAACUCAAAUGCAAAAUAUGAUGAAAGAUUUUUUCAACUUUGGUUUUAAUCAUGACUCUGUUAUUGGUGAAAAUUAUGGCGAUCACCAUGAAGGUUUACCUCAAUUACUUCCACCACCAAUUCAAGGAAAAAAAAAUCCACGUGAUGAAGUUUUAAAGCCGGGUUAUGAUUUUCCGUCUGAAGAUCCUGGAGAUAAGAAUUUUAAAAUAGAUCAAGAUCUAGAUGGAAAAAUAACCGCUGGUGAUUUUUCUCGUAUUUGGCAAGACGUUGAAAGACCUGAUGAAAAACAAUUAGUAGUUCCCGAAGAUGGAAGAUCGGUUGUUCCUCGUAGUAAUUUCAAAUUUAAUUCAUUUGGCAAAUCGGUUAUGUCACAAAUAAUAAGACGACCUGAUGGUACUAUUGAAGAACGGAAAAGUGUAACUGAUAGUGAGGGCAAUUGUGAAACUACAAUCAAACGUCAAGUUGGUGAUAAAAUUUACACGAGCGUUACCAAGAGAGAUAAAAACGGAGUUGAAAGCAAGACGGAAAAUUUUGAAAAUAUUCCUGAAAGUGAAAUUAAAAAUUUUGAUUCGAACUGGAAACCUCUUGAAGAACCAAAAAUUGAUAUUGGGCCGCUGAGUAAAUUCCCUUGGGAAAAAUUUUUCGACUUCAACCCAAAAUUAUAAGUAACGUUCAAGAGUCAUAUGUAGUUAGUACAUUAUAAUAAUUGUAACUUGAAAAAAUGUAAAAAUGUUAUUUCCAAUUACGUCAGCUUGUAAAAAUAAAAUUAUAAAAAGUUGGUACUGGUCAUAAAUAAAAUAAAAUAAAUUAUUGAAUAUUAA